CUGCUGCUUUGGAAAAGUAGAGGAAGGUCGGAGCACAGAGCUGUCAUUUCUUGUAUCGUUUCGUCAUUCCGAUUCAAGAACGGAUCGUGUGAAUACGCGUUUUGUUUUACAUCGUUGUUCAAAACGAUUUUUAUACUCAGAUUUAUAGUUUUCAUCUUUAGUUGUGUUUUGAAGCAAGCAAGCAUUUGAGGAAGAAUAUAGAAAACAAGAAAAAUAUUUUUCUGGAAAAAACAGGAUGCUGGAGAUGCAUUCUGACUGUCUGGAAAAGCGCUAGAUUUGAUCCUAACUUUAUCCAUGUUUUGAGUUUUCCGUGCGUGUGUUUCGUUUCGUUGCAAGUGCAAAUGUAAAACAAGGUGGAAAAUGAAAAUCGUCCAACAGGAAAACUAGAAGAAUGUCCGUUUCAGUGGUUACAAAUGUUACAAAUGAGUCUACCUCACUCAGCAGUGUUACACAGAAAUAUGUAGAAAUUUUAAAUCGUACAAACAAGUGUUGAAACAAACAAAAAAAAGAAGCCUAGAUAAAAUACAUUAAAAUCAGAUAGCUCGGAAAAGCGGAAAAGUCACCAAACGACAGUCAGUCGAUAUCAUAUGACUCUAAUACGGCAGCCGCAUCGAAAGUACAAGCCCUGAGACAACAGAACAUAACGAAGCAGACAACGGUCAGACAGCGCGAGUACCAGCGCCGCCCCACACCCCCGCACCAGUUGGGGAGGGAAGGACGACAGCGCGUGUAUAGUGAAAAGUGAAAUUUUCCUCCUCCCGUGUCGCACACAGACAGACAGACAGGUUCGAGUGUACCGUCGUGGUAACGAAAGUGAGUUUUUCCUAUCUCCAUCCGUUCGGCAACGGGCGCCCCAUUUUUGGGGUGGCAGCUCCCGAAGUAGAAGUCGGUGUGUGUCGUGCCGCAUCCGAGCCAUCAUUGCUGAAAGUGAAAACCGUGUGGAAAAUUGGUGGCGGUCGGACUUGGCUGCUGAAGCCUUUUAUAUUGACUCCGGGAAGGCGUUAGUGCGAGUGUUCGUGUGAAAGCGUGGGGAAAAGAAUUAGUCCCGAAAGGAUUACUGUCGGCGGCGGCGGCCUACACACAUUUUCGGUCGGCCUCUUUUUCGUGCGAUUGUGACUGUGUCUGUGUUGUUUUUUUUCGAAACGUUUUUUAACCUGCUGUUCGUUUAAGCCGGAAGGCUGGAAUGCAAAGUGACGCAAACAAACAAAACAAAACCAAACAGUAUGUGUGACUCAGGGAUCGCCAGCAAAUACGCGACCAGGAAAUUCAAAUGACACAACAUGACUUAACCCACAGAGAGAUAGAGGUAGUGCUGUGUGUCGUAGCCCCCCAACUCAUCGCUAAUUGCUAAUGAAAACAGAACAAAUAUAAGCGGCGGAAAGCGAGUGUGAACCGUACCGAAAAGCGCCGCCGAGCAGCGCUUCCAAGUGGUGUACAAAAAUGCUUCGCCUAAUUGGAAAUUUAUCGAGUUGACAUAAUAAUAAAAAACGGGGCGAAAAAAAGUCACCCUAAUCGUUAUCGUAGAAAAAUUUAACCACACUCUAAUCACACCUCCUAGAAUCAUUAUUAGCUGAAAGUAGUGUUUUGAUAGUUUAAGCAAGAGAAGGAGAAGAAUGUUGUAGCCAAUUAUUGAAGCCUCUAGUGAAAAUUUAUUUCUGUUGAAAAUUGAUGAGAAACCAAGUUGUUGAAAACAAUAGUGCAAAGUGUCAGUUCAAAGAGAAAUAUAAAACUAUUUACAAACUACUGGGUGAAACAAUUUAAAAAGGGAGGAAGUGUUUGAACCAUAAUCGCCAAACUGAAGUAACCAGGAUGAUGAUGCUCCAGCAUAUGUCACCCCACUUUGUGGGUGGCCAACAGCCCGAUCGUACCGAGCAGUCGCCCUCGGCAACACCAUCGCCACCUGCGCAGAGUCCUUCGCCUUCGCCAGUUCAUCACCAUCACUCAGCCGAUCAGCCAUCGCGAAUCGUCAUUCGCCGUUCGUCGUUGCAUUCGCUCCCAUCGGUUGACGAUGAACAGCCGGAACACUACAAAUACAAACGGGAGCCCUAUUCGCGUCCAAACACCCCACCGGCUUUAUACGGCGUCCCGAGCGACCCGUUGUACCCGGUCGAGCAACCGUACCGACCCCGUUCACAGACCCCACCGAUGGUAACGCCAACCCAUCAGCAGCAACGGAUUGCGUCGGUCAUCCAGGAGCGUACCGAAAAUGUCAUUCGCUACAUCAAGGAAGAGCGACCCCAGCGCCGAAGCUCGAUCGAGGAAGAUCCCCAACAGGUGGCGGCCGUUGCUCAGUACUACCGGAACGCUCACACCACCCUCCAAUAUGGCGUGCAGCGUGCCGACGACGACGACGAGGACGAAUACGGCGGCGACCUCCGGCAAACUUCGUCGAAUGUCGACGAGCGUCGCUAUCGCUACGAAGAUGGUCCCGGAGCCGAAGAAGAAGAGGAGGAACAACAGCACUACCGCCGUCGGCUAUCCGGACGGCACGACAGCAUCCAGAACGAUCCCGAUUCGGACUUUAGCGAUAGCCAGGCGGGUGGGGCCGCCAGCGGGGAUACGGAUCACUAUCCCAAAUCGGAAGAGGAAGGUGGCGGCGGCGGCGACGACGAGGGUCCGCUGGAUCUGUCGAUGAAGAUGAAACGGCGCGCCCGGAUGGACUCGGGCAGCGAUUCGGAUGACUCGGCUGGGCCGGACUCGGACGGACAUCAUCGGGGCCAGGGGCGGGCGGCCUACAAGAAAAGUCUGAUGAAGCGAUACCUGGAUACCGAGAUACCACUGCCGCCACAGACGCCGAGUCCUCCGCCCCAGCAGCGAUCGUCGUCACAGUCCCACCAUCACCACCACCACCAUCACCACAACAGCAGCAGCAGCAGCAGUCAUCACCAGCAAUCGUCCAGCAGCCUACUCGCCAGCAGUCUCGGCCAAACCUCCCAACAGCAUAGGCCGCUCCUCCAUGGACUGCUCAGCGGAACACACAUACCUCAGGCGCCCUACCACAGCCGGGGCUACAGCACAUCCAGCACAGGUUCACUACCUCCAAGUCCUGCGGACAGCGGCGUCUCCGACGUGGACAGCUCCAGCAGCGGUGGUCAGCCAGCAUGCAGCGAUGAACUCAAGGCUCGCCUUGGAAUUCCACUCAACAGCACCACUACCAGCAACGGCAACAGCGCCAACAACAAUGGCAGCAGCAGCAGUAGUAGCAAUACGGCCACUUCUGGCAACGGCACCUCGUUACUAACGGGUGUGGGUGGUGGCGGUGGUGGCGGCGGUGGAGGAGGUGGUCUGCCUCCACUGAAUGCCUCAUCCUCACCCACAUCCGGCUCGUCUCUUCCCUCGUCGGUGACUCUCUCGGCGGCAGCAGCAGCAGCGGCUGCUACGCAACAACAUCUCCAGCAGCAAGCAGCAGCACAAGCCCACUUACCGCCGGGAACGUUCCUGAGGCCCAACUUCUACCAUCACAACUCGCCCCCACUCAGGAACAUCUGGAACCAGCGGACCGUUCCCCUGCCCGACAACUAUCACUACCUUCACUCGAUGAACGCGGCGGCUGGGGCCGGCUAUCCCGCAUCACACUUCCCGACGCCAUCUCCGCCACGGGGUCAAUCCGGAGGCCCUCUGUCGAACGGCAGCAGUGGACUGAACGUCAUGGGUCAACAUCACCUACAUCCUCACCAUCCGCACCUCCUGAGCGGUCAGCAUCCGGGGGCGCACGUGGGGAACGGCACCGGUGGUCCCUCGGGGGUUAUGGCCAACGGACUGAUGCAUCACCAUCCGCAGAGUGUAACCUCCAGCUGUCCGGACGAUUUGUCUUAUAUGCUCGAGCUGGGUUUCCCACCCAGGAAGCUGAAGAAACCCAAGAAGCCCAAGCUGGAGAUGGGCGUGAAGCGCAAGUCGCGUGAGGGAUCCACCACCUAUCUGUGGGAGUUUUUGCUGAAGUUGCUGCAGGACCGUGAGUACUGUCCACGGUUUAUCAAGUGGACCAACCGGGACAAGGGUGUGUUCAAACUGGUCGACUCGAAAGCGGUCUCCAAGCUGUGGGGUAUGCACAAGAACAAACCCGACAUGAACUACGAAACGAUGGGCAGGGCUCUGCGGUAUUACUACCAGCGUGGGAUCCUUGCGAAGGUGGACGGCCAGCGGCGUCUACCAGUUUGUCGAUGUGCCGAAGGACAUCAUCGAAAUCGACUGUUCGGGGACAUAGAAGUUCGGAGGGCGCCCGUAGUAAUAUCGGGCCUACCCCACAACCAUACAACUACACAUACACACAACCACAAACACACACACUAGUCCGGUUUACGAUCGCUAAUCGUGGCAGUAUUCCCGCCGUGGUCUACUCUGUAUAAAAACAACAAACGAACAAUUUACUAUUUCCGUCAUUUUCCUGUAUGUAAACAAAAAUCGUGCUAAUGAUCUUCUGUUUGAUUUUUUAUAUAUUUAUUUCAAAACGGUCCGCUCCACGGGGUGAGACCACACAGCUCCUUCGUUUUACGCAUUCUGUAUCAUAAUAGGUGAUAAAAUUGCAAACUUAUUUCGCUGUAAAUUAUAAUUUAUUUAAAUAAAACCCCAACUCGCCGAGAGAGAGCGAGGCAACUUCUCUCCGAGCAGGAAAGAGACUAACAAUAAUAAGGUUGAAGUACUAGAUUAGAAAACGAACAACAACAACAACAAAAACCCCACUAAAAAAAAGACAAUAAACACACAAUGGAAAAUAGGUAGCUUUCCGCUUUUUAAGUUUCCGUACACUUUUUGUUCUGUUUUACCACCUUACGGGUGGAUUUUUAUUCGCUUUAAAUUUUAAAACAUCCAAUUGACAUCCAAUUUUAUACCAACUAGACUGGUCAUUGGCAGAGAUAUCUCGGAUUACAGUGAAACAUUGUAGGUGUGAAGCCAUUGGUCAUUUGAGCAACUUUGCAUACUUGAAGUGUUCAAAAAAGAAUUAGACUACUUCUUGAAAAGGGACAAAGUUUUUUUCUUAAUUUUUUACAAAAAAAAUAUAACUCAAACUCUAUAUUAUCUACAAAAUUUUGGCCGAAGAAUGAAAAAUAGAAAAUAUUAAAAAAUUUAAAAAAAAUUAAAAAAAAUAUUUUAAAAAUUGAAAUUAUUUUUUCUUAAAAACAUAUUUGUUAAAAAUUCUCAAAAAAUUAUAUAACUAGCCCAUACAUGUUUCGAACAAGUCAUUCAUACAACGGAAGAUGACCACUUUUACAGGAAAAAGUUUUUCUAACAACUUUUCAUGUUUUUUUCUGAAAAAAAAAACAACCAAUCCUCAUUUUGUUUAAAGUCAAUAUAGCGAUGUAGUGUAUUCAACAAAGUUUUAGAUGUUAUUAAAAUAUGAACUAAAGUUUCAGUUUUUUUUGUUUCAUAGUUUCAGGAAUAUAUGGCUCCUGAAAAAGUCUUCGUAACAUUUUUGUGUAUAAAUUCUCGCGUUUUACAUGUUAUUGACUUGUUGCUAAACAGGAAAAAGCAAUUUACAAGAUGCAGCUGGGUAAACUCUUUUCCGGUAGCAAUGCCCUCCUUUCGAUGUAUAGAUGACCUGAUAAUUGUAUGGGAUAUUCAUGUAUAUUUUAUUCAGAAUUUAAAAAUAAUUUUUGGGAAAAAUGGAUUUUUUAUUUUCAAAAUAAUUUUUUUUAAUGAUUUUUUUUUAAUUUUUCAAUUAAAACAUGGAUUAUUUCACACGUUUCAUUCUAUGACCAACAUUUUUAGUUCUCAUCGCUUUUGAGUGAGAAUUUUUUUUUAAUUUUAAGUUUUUUUUCAACUUUUUUUCGAUAAAUCUUAACUCAAAAACUAUAAGACCUACAAAGUGUUGGUUGAGGAAUGGAAUUUAGGAAGUCAUUCAUAUUUUCAAUCAAAAAUAUUAAACAAACUUUAAAAAAACGAAAUUUCAUUGAAACAAAAUUAUUUUGCAAACUAAAAUUAUUUUCUUUGAAAACAUUACGAGGAGUUUUUCAUGAGUAUUCAUACAAAAGUGCCAUUUAUUCCUGAAACUAUAAAAGGUAAAAAGUUAACGUCUUCGACAAGAGUUCAUAUUUUAAUAAGAUCUAAUACUUUGUCGAAUAUACUAUAUCGCUAUAUCGACUUUGAACAAAAUUUAAAUUAGUUGUAACUUUUUCAAAGAAAACAUGAAAAAGUUGUGGUUAGGCCCUGUAAAAAGGCCCAUCUUCUGAUGUAUGAACGACUUGUUUGAAAUUUAUUUUUCACGAAAAUGUUUUUUUGUAUUCUCAAAAGUAUUAGAGUGUUUAGGCUAUAAUUUUUUGUAAAUAUUAGGAAAAAAAAACUUUGACUUCUUUCCUAAAGUAGUCUAAUUCUUUUUUGAAUAUUUCGAGUAUGCAAAGUUGCUUAAAUGGCCAAUGUCUUUACACCCAAAACGUUGCACUGCUAUCUGAGAUGGUGCUGCCAACUCCUAAGACGAAUUGGCAUGGAAUUCGUUAAUUAUUUCAACACGCAAAUAAAAACCCCAUAGUGAAUGGCUAAGUGGCAACUGUAAUCGUUGUAGCGGUAGUAAGAGAAGAGUGACGGGAGAAAAGAAAUGGUUGGAAGUAAACACAAGAGAAGUACAAAUUAAAGCAAACAAACAAACAAAAACACAUGAAAACCCUCGACCUCGCGCUGCGUACAAGAGGCAAGAGGCACUCGGGCGGGCCGCACGAACCUCUAGUACUCCAGCAGUAGGUGAUUUUUCUUGUAAUUCACUGCUAAAGCGCUAAUUUUUGCAGUUUUUUUUUUAAAUUAGUAUAAAAACACUUUUCGAAAUUUUUAUUUUGUUCUACUUUUUCUUCUAUUGGCGAAAGCAAAACACUGAAGAUGUAAAUUUCCAUGUAAAUGUUUGAUACUUGUAUGUAAGCACUAGCAUUAGGCAUUCUAGUUUGUUAAGUUCUGUAUCCGCUAAAUCGAUCAGUUGUAAUCAAGUGUAAAAAUUACUUAUAAGUGAAGCUUCUUUCGUAUUAAGACUUUUACCUUCUGUCCUAAUCUAUCUUUAAAUAUGUUUCCUUCGGUAGCUACAGUAAGCUUCUGUUCCAUCAAUCUUCUCUUUUUAUUAUUACUAUUAUUGUUUUGCGAAACAUAAAGUUACUGUUUUUUUAGAUAUACUACACAACUCACUGCCCCCCCUUCGUAAGUCUUUAAACAAACUGUGUUUUUUUUCUUUUGUAAGCCUUCGUUUUUAAGGAACGUAUCAAUCAAAGUGAUAAACUGAAAAUCAAAAAGAGCUAGGAAAGAAGCAGACGACUGUAUGUAUGUAUGUGUACUACCAGCGCGAAAUGAAACAAUCAAGAAACGCAAACACGCCGACAAGAAUUUUAAAAGAGAAUAAAUGAAGUUUCUUUAGAAUCUUGAUCUCAUUAAUUUAUUUUUACUCACUCAAGCGCGCGAAUGCGAGUCCAAAUCGAAAUUAGAGUUUGGUUUCCUCACGUGUAAAUAAGUUUACAAAAUUUGCUUUUUUCACAAUUUCUUUUGAAGAUGGAAGAUUGUUUACGUGUGUAACUCUGUGAUCCCAAACCAUCAUCACAUCAUUUGGUUUUGGCUUACGUGAUGGGUUCCGUGGGGACGGAUGAGGGUGCGGAAUGUGCUGGCGUCAGCAAAACGUAGCCAGUGUUCGGGGGCGGACUAAUGAAUCAAUGCAACAACAAAAAAUACACACAAAAAAGUUACAAUACAAAAUGCCUACCAAUUCACUUCAACACUGCCAUGUGAUGUAUGCGAGUUUAUAAUUUCUGAAUUACGAAACAUUAUCCACCACAACCAAGGUGGCCCGCAUUCCGACGAAUUAUGGUCCCGCUCCGGGGACACCGGUUAAGCCCUUCUCGGACCCCAACCCCAUCACACAGCUAACAUUCACAUAUAUUUAACAAUCACACACAAACGCUCAACGCUGCCUGUUCCCUCUUUGGAUUUUCGAGAAUUUUCCAACAUAUCCCGCGACAAAAAAAAACACAAAAUCUGUUGCAAUAGACGCCAGAUAACAGAAAUGUACGUGCAAUGAACCAAAAUACGAGAGAGAGAGAGAGAGAGAGAGAGAGAGAGAGAGAGAGAGAGAGAGUAAACGAACAAAUAGACAAACAAAGCAACUUUUUUUAGUAACAAGUAACAAAUCUUCAGGAUAAUGAAAACAAAAAGAUUCAACCCCAACGUAGAUAACCGUGUGGUAGAGUAUCAGCUCGCAAGAACCUCAAGAUCGACUGGUAGCCUGUCGGCAGAAAGAGGGUAGAAUAGUUUUUGAAUCCCACAACAAAUUGUAAGCAACAACAAGAAAAACAAAACAAGCAAACAAAUAUAAUCAUAGAAACAAAUCGGAGGAGGAAAAGAGGUUAAAUUAUGUAGGUUUUACAAUGUGAAGCUAGACGUAAACAUUUUUAUCUUUAUGAUGAGUAACCCCCCGUAUGCAUAACAAGCGUCGGAGACCGAAAGGAGCGGAGAGAGCGAGGAGUUGCGAGGAUGGCAAAAGAGCAAAAAAAAACACAAUCUAGGAUCAUUUGUUAUGUGUAUAUUAUUAUACUUUAAAUGUUGCAAAUUUUAUAUAUAAAAUAUAAACAGGAAAAAAGUGAAAAUAAAAAUUUAUAUAAUUUAAUUUCGAAUUAAAACUAUCCCACAAUUUAUUAUUGGUUUGUUCUGCAGCCUGUGUUCACCGGACCCCAAAAAAAUCCUUCUUUCGUUCGCAUCCAAUGUUUGCAAAUUCCACACAUUCUGUUUCCGUUAUUCUUGGUUCGGUUCGUUUUCGUUUCUUCCGUUUGUAUUUCACGAUGCAUCAAUCAAAAGGGCGCACAGAACGAAAUAUGAUACGAAGAAAAAAAAACAUAAAUGAUCGUUUGAACGAUUAGUGUGAAAUUGCAUACAUUCCGGCGCAUAACUGACAGAAACAUCGCAUUGCAGUGCUACGAAAAUUGCAUACUUGAUGACGAUAAUUGAACCAUUGAUGUGAUUCAAUGUGUAGCGAGAUACAUAAAACAGGAAGUGGGUUAUAUAUAUGGUAUAACCGCAAGGGUGACGUAGGACUAUCGUUGAUUUAGAGAUCAUUUGUUUGAAGUUGAAUCUAAAUCCAUUCUGAAUGAAUGAAUGAAUGAAUAUUUGGGGGACUUCGAAAACGAGAGCGUUACGUUGGAGGCACAAGGUUUUAUGCAUCCAAUAUAGGAUACGAAAAACCUUGUUCUGAACAAUAUUCUUCAAAAGCUUUCCUGCUAACUGCACUUGAUUGACAAAUCACAAAACCAAAGGUAUUAUAUGGAUAGUUUAUGGAUAGAAAACAUUAAAAUAAACUCUUUCGCUUGAAUGUAAUUUUCAAUUCCAAGGGGAACUGGCAGAUUAUUUUCUAGCAACGAUUAGAUAUUUCCACAUUUUCCUCGAUACUGGAAGCCCACCAGUAGUUAAUACUAACUCGAUAACCACCAGUUAAUAGCACUUGAUUGAAAAAUAUUUGGUCACAGUGUUACAUGGAUAGAAAACAUUGAAAUAAACUCUUUCGCAUGAAUGUAUUUUUAAAUUCCCAGAGGAACUGGCAGAUUAUUUUCCAGUAAUGAUUAGAUCUUUCCGGAACUUUCUCGAUGCUGAAUGGCAUCCAAACGGAAAUAAUUCCGCGCGUGUAUGUGUGUGUGUAGCGAUGUCUUCCCGGGGAACCGUUUGUGGCAUCACUCUCCUCCUGAUGGAUUCCCUUCUGGCCUAAGGUGCACAAACAGACUCUUGGUGACACCGUUCAUCAGCGCUUUCAUGAUAGCUUCAUGAUAGCGAAGAGCUUCACCACAACAGCGACAACAUGCUCCAAUCGCUGUUCAAUUAGAACUGAGUGGAUUACCGAGCGGCGCUCGCUUAUAUACCGAUUGGUGAUUUCAAUAGCCUGUUUUGAGAACAAUUUUAAGGCUAUUGAAACAAGUUUUUGGACCAAAAAGUAACAAGUAUAAAACGCGUAGACAUUUUAUCUUUCGAAUGAAGUGUUUAUCAUACCAUUUCGUUCAGUUGUUUAGGAGCUAUUAACGCUCAAAAUCUCGGUCUCCGGCGUAACGCUUUCGGUUUCGAAACUUUGAUUUUAUACCCCGGUAUAGAAAUGAAAGACGUAGUCUUACGUCAAAACGAAAUACAGUGACUCACCUCUUAUUGGACAUCCCGAGGCACCACUCAGUGUCACAUUAGAGGCGAUUGUGACCUGUAAUUUGACAUAUCAACAAACACAAUGAGUAAAACAUGUUAAAACAGGAAAAUCGUUGAAAAUCUAACAAACAACCAUUAGUAAAAAGUGCAGAAUACUUAGGGCGUGAUUACGAGCGUCACUUCACGUUGAAAACGAAACGAAGUGCAUAUAACCUUGCAUAUAUAUCGUUUUCACCGUGAUGUGACGUUCAUGAAUCAUGAUCAGGCCCAUAAUUUCGCGAAAGAAACUCCAUUUUCAUGGACUUGGUUGUUGAUGAAGAAUUCGCCGUCUUGAAGGAUAACAACAGUUAAUAGUAAUUAAGUAAAUUACAUGAUUAAAGCAAGAAAUGAUUGGGUGAUACACCAUAAAUUAUUUUGAUCGGAAAAUGGUUGAAAUACUCCUGUAAAAUUAUCGUGUUAUAGAAACUUGCACAAAGGUAUACUUACAAAAAUGUCCAAUUAAAGAUCAAAUCUCGCGUAACUUUUGAAAAGGUCCUAUGUAACAAAUGUAAACAAAUCGAGUUAAUAGAUGCACACUAUUAGUUUUCAAUCAUUGAAUGCAUUACAAAAACAAUCGUUCACGUAUCUAUCUUCUACAUCUUGUUAUCGCUGAUAAAAAAAAUAUCCAAUGUACAGAUUCGGAUUUGAAGCACCCGGCUGUUACUUCGGACGCCACUUUCCUCCGACGCCCGAAACGUCCGAAGUAACAAAGCAGUCAAAACAACACGAAGUCGUAUUUCGGUCGUUUUGAGUAUUUGUUUCUUGCAGGUGUUGUUAUCGAUUUCAGUGCAAUUCAACGAGUUUUUUUUUUUUUUUUAUCUUCGCUUAUUUUUCGUCGGCCUAUUUCCGCCACUUUAGUGCCAAUCACCGACAUCAGGGAGGCGACUCCACCUGUUCCUACCUAUCAGACUCAACAACUCAUGAGCCGGGCCAACUUCUUUUACUUCCGCUCCGAAGGAAGACGUAACCAGAGAUUUUUCGCCUCAGAAAAUCCCAACGACGCCAGCUGGGAUUGAACCCAGGCCGAUCGGAUUGUGAGGCUGUUACGCUAACCAUACAACCACUGGCGCCGUCCCAAUUCAACGAGUGAUAACAAUAAUAAUCUUUCUUUAGAACGAAACGCUGAUAUUUGGAUUGUUGUUCAUUAGUUAGUUUCAAAUUCUAAUCGUGCAACGUAAUAUGUCCAAUGUGCAAACGCGGGCAGUCAAAACGUCCAAUGUAACAUUUUUCGCUCCGAGGCUUCAACUUUAAUCUCAAAUCACGGAACAAUAGUUACAAUUGGUUUUAUGGAGUUAUUCUUGACAGCUAGUGGCGAAAGCAGCGAUAAAGAUUGAUAGCUUUUAAGACAAUUCGCGAAAUAAUGUUCGGGUCUUCAACUCCGUUUUUCUCGAGUUGACGAAAAUGUUACAUUGGACCUUUUCAAAAGUUACGCGAGAAAUGUCCAAUUAUUCGUGUCGCAUUCCAGAUCUAUACAAUUAGCGGUGAAUCACUGUAUUCAUAUUUAAAAGUUAAGGGAGACCCCGACCUGGAAAACCGAAAAAAAAAAAUGUUUUUUCUUCUUACAGUUUGAGGUAGCUUAUAACAUCAAAAAUGUAAACGUUUCCAGAAAGCAUGAUGUAACUUAUUUGUAAACAAUUUGCUUCAUUCAUCAUACUGUAUCGCAGUAUAAGUGAAACCAGCACGCGUUUUUCUCGAAAUCUUUUUUUUUCAUUUUCACCUAGUGGAGCAUUUAUUUUAGGAGCUAGACGAUCGAUUAUUAUGAUUUUUUUCCAACAUAUAAGAAUGUAUUUUCAACCGCAUAGCGUAGCGCUUCCUCGAAAUUUUGGGUUUUCGAUUCUAUAUGAGAAUUUUAAGCGACGUUUUGACGUAGAACUACGUCUUUCAUUAAGGGUGCCAAAUCAGAAAACAGUAACGAAGGGGAAAUCGUAAGACUUAAAGUCUCCGUGAACAAAGGAAAAGAAGAAGAACGAAGGGGAAUAUUUGCCUAUAGUAUAAACAGUGGAUCUCGCUGAGGCAAACUAUUAGAGGCGAAUGAACUACAAAGUUUAAAGCCUCUUAAAAACAAAGAAAGAAGAAGAAGAAGGCAAACUUUCAUCCUUCGUGAGGACACCGACUGAACAACAUCGUUGCUGGGCGAGCUGGAUAGUGAGGAGCGGAGGAGUAAUACGAGGGAAAAGAAAAUUUUUCCAAGGGCCUUUUUGAAGGUUAGAGACGAAUGAGCUAAAGAAGUUUAAAGUCUCACGUGUCUUAGUUUCGGAUUGAGCUGUGGGCGCGACCAAAUUACUGACUCGCCGAUGACUCUAGCAUUGCAAUAAUUGCAUCAAACUGACGCCAUUGCAUUAAGGUUCUGAGCUACACAAUUGUGUGGGGAAUCAUCAAGCUAGGCUAUCGUCAGCUCACCAAGAAAAUAAAUGUUCUGAAAUUUUGUCUGUGAUUCGGUUUCGCAUGACGGUAGCAAAACUCUCUCAACAAAAGAUGACAUCUAAGCUGAUCUAGACCGGCAAUAUUAACAAAAAGAGAAGAGAAGCAAUAUUAACUGUUGAGUUAAGAGCGCAAAACAGAGAUAAGUGUGUGCAUAUUUAAUUGCUUCAGACUCUCGAUAUAUGGAUAUUUUUGUGUGUGUACGUGCGUGCGUUUUAACGUAUUGCGCUGUUGCGGGUGAACAUGUCGAUCCGAACGUGGCGACAAGGAGGGGAGAUAGCAGGAAGGAAAUAUUUGCAAAACUUUCUCCACAAAGGAUGAUAACUGCGCUUAUCUCGACCAUGUUGUAUUGUUCUGAGAUGACAAAAAUGAAUCAUCAAACAAUAAUCGUCAAAUGAUCGUUAUACGACACAGACAACUACCUUUAUGGUAAAAUUGGAAAGUUGAGAAGCGCACGAGAAUUUUUUCAGUGCCUAUCAAACAAUUCAUUGAUUUAUUUAACGUUUGAAAUGUCAGUCGAGUUAUAGAGUGGAAUUCGAUAAUUGGAUUGCCCUUUCAGAUCUGAUAGUGUUCGAGUACUGUACAUUUCAUUUGAUUGAAGUGUAAAAACACUCUUUAAUCGCAUUAAAAAUGUCGCAUGCUGCACCGGGAAACCUGAUUUUGAAAGAUUUCAUUGCAUUAUUUUUUCUUGUACAAAAGUUUCUUUGCAAAUAAAGUAACGUUUUUAAAACGUUUCUCUGGAGCAUUGUUCUGGUAGAUAUCAAUAAAUGAACAUAAACUCAAAUUUUGCCAAAAUAAUCUUUGAAACAUUUUUUUACAAAGCACUGAACGCUAUUCUUCGACAAUUGGUCGGUGUUAAGUCAGAUCGUGAUUUUCCAAAUCUGAUUAUGGUGGUAUGUAGCUAACGAGAUGCUUAACCUAAUGUAAUCAAUAACUCAAAAUUUUCAAUUUCGUGACUUAGUCCUCUCUGACUUAACACCGACCAAUUCUUCAACUGACUAGGUUGUUACAGCUAAUAAUCGGUUGGGUUCAAUAUUAAUAAAAGUCGAAUAAAAGCUAUAUUUCAUACUUGAAUUCUGGUUGUUCAAUCUUUUCAUGAGUUGUUCAAUAAACGAAAACAAAAGCACUCCCGAAACGUUUCACUUCAAUUUCAAAUUCAAUGAUUGAACAAAAGCUCCAAUUUUGCCUAAAUAAUAUUUUAAACAACGUAUAGUUCAACAUUAAGCACUCGAUGCUAUUGUUCGACCAAUAGCGUAAUAAUAGCUAAGGAUCUCUGAUUUUGGACAGUCCGCUUUGUUCGCCGCAGAAUACCAGUCCUUGGGCGCAACCUACAAUUUUUUGGCGACACUGUCAUGGUAUGUACCAUUCCAUGGACUUUGUUUCGUAAUAACAGGGUAACAAAAUCCAGCAAAAGCAGCACGAAUCAAGUGUGUUGCUUCAGGAAAGACAGCAGACGUUUUUCUAGACACUCGUUCAAGUAAAUUUCUCGGUUGAAGGUCCCAAUUGCUAUGGAGAUGUCGCUGUCAAGCAACGGAUGCAAAUAGUAACCAGAUAUCUCCUAGCAAACAUCGACAGUUCCAAAUGCUGAAAAAUGUCUGCCACCUAUUCGCUUCCGGUUGCCUAUAAAUCUUCUGCUCAGGAAGCGGUUUGAUGUCUGUCUUGACGUAGGUUUGAACGUCCAUCGCCAUGCAAUAAAACUUUGUCAAAAUCGUCGUGUACAGCUUUCAGGAUCAUGUUUCAGUCGUCUUGUUUUGACACUACCAGCAAUCUUGCAACAUAUCGACAUAAGGUUAGAGUUCUGCUGGCCACUCUUUAUUUCAUUGCUACAGCUUCCGGUUUUCAAUUUCCCAGUUGAUUUAGUCACUUUAAACGAUCUUAUUAACUCGACGUGCGAAUAUUUUGGAUUUCCGCGAUACGCGAGCAAUAUUUUGGUGCUUUAUUCCUCUUGUUUGGACGCUAUUUUUAGUAUGGUAGAGCUAAUCAAAAUCAAAAAAGAGGCAGCUUUCUACACGAACCCACCUACAAAAUUCCUGCGUCAACAAAUUCGGUCGUGUCCUGGACACCAUUCCUCUAAUUUAUUCUAUACGCUUGAAUCGGACGUUGAAUGGUCAAUACUGUUGGAAAAUAGCCGAUGCAAAGAUGAACACCUAAUUAUCGUGGCGCAUACGACUUUCCUCCGCAUUCAGACAGUGUCCUUGAUCUUCCAAAACCAUUCGAAACUUCGAGCGCUAACAGUGAGUGACAGAAUGAAUGAACACAAUGUUUCGUCAAACUAUUUUCGAAAAACAUUAGCCAAGUUUCUACCACUCACUAGUACGGAUGUCGAAAAGAUAUAAAAGAUUCUAGUGAAGCCUUAUAACAUCUUUUUUAUUGAUAUAAAUGUAUCUCAAAAGUGAAUCUGUAGCUACAGAUAGUUCUUCAUUCACAAUAUUCUGUUCGAAUUUUUUUAUUACGACAACUUCUGUUGGGAAACGGCCGAUACAAAGCUAACCACCUUCGUAGUUCACACGUCUCCACCCCGCUUUCCUCUGCACUCAGCCAGCCUUCAUAUAAAGCCAAACGAUCGAAAACACUAUCCGUUCCGUCCCGACCAUUUCUCAGAAAACUGGAAUACAGUUUUUGCGCGGCCCGCAAAAUUCGAUUUUAAACCGAAAGUAGGUCUCGUUGCAUAUAUUAUUGUCGACACCAAAAAAUGGGCUAUAUUAGCUCAUUCGAUAAGGGAGGUUUUAAAGUCCUUCUAUCAGAAACGAGUCAAAAAGGCCUGUCUACUUCUCUCCGAUUCUCUUCAUUAACUCUCUCGAUAACCACGAACUUGCUGACAGAUUUUGCGCCAGUUUUGCUCCAUAGUUUGAUAGACGAAAUAAUUUGACAAACGAAAAUUCUUCUACAUUCCUGAUCGUCGAACACAUCAGGAAAUGCGUUUCCUACAAAGAGAGUGUUGAUGAGAGAAUCGAUCAGAGCAGAUCGGCCCUUUGACGAUUCUCUAGGAUUCGUCUCCCAAUUGAACACGUUUGUACCCAUGUUCAGUUAGGAGACGAAUCGUCGAUUUAUUUACCGAUUUUUUUUCUUUGAGCGGAUCACUAGCAUCCGAGAUGAAAACUCCAAUUUAAAAUGUUUUCUAGUAACUGUGUAGAUUUCAGCUACACAGUUACAAGUUUAAGAUCUGCUAUUAAAAAUAACUAAAAUUAACAUUUGCCAACUAUAGGUCUACAUCCACAACAUCGAUAUUUUCAUCAAAUAUGACCCUCUAAUACACAAAAAAAUAUUAAUAUGAAAAUAUGAGUAACAUAACACCCUGUGUUUACAAAAAGAUUUUUAGGCCGACAUAGACAUAGUAAAUGCGAAACGAAGCGGGCGCGGACGCGAACUCAUUUGCGAGAAAGCUCUUUCGUUUACGAAUGCGGAAAUCAAAUGCAAACCGCCUUGACCUGUCAUAGUAAACGCGAUUUCAAUGCGGCGAAACUGUGUGUGGAGUGUUUUGCCGCGAGUGAACGCAAGUGUUGGUUGCCAGACGAUUUAUCUAUAAAUAUCUUCACAACUGAACUAAUCGAACAAAAAUAAAAAUUGAGUUGUUGAAAGAAAAAGUUAGCAAGUGAUGUACCUUCAAUUUAGAUUUUCGGUUGAAGCUUUUUUGAGAAAAAAUCUAUUUAUUAUCAAAUUGAAUAUCUCACAAUUCAACUGUUUGCAGAAUGAAGAUGUGUUAUCAUAUCUGGCAUCCUUGUACUGGGUUGUUUACAUGUGGAAUGGAGCGGAAUGAAACAUCAAAAAACGCGCGAUCUGAAGCGACCAGUAUUUCAUACCACGCGAUGAGCUCCAAUUCAUUGCUCCGUAUUGCAUCGCACCGCACCGCACCGCGUUUACUAUGCCCCAGCCUUACACUUAGCCUUUAUAAUUUAUUACUUUAGUGUAUAUUCAGAUGCUCAAUUGGUGAAGCGCCUGAAGGUAUGCAACUGCAUGCUUCAACGAUACGCAUGGUUAGACAAAGCUGUGACAAAAUUCCGGGACAACGCGAAGCUAGAAAACAUGGGUACAGUGACUCAAACUCGAAUUCCUACCGCACCGUGCUUUUUCACUA
Messenger RNA from Toxorhynchites rutilus septentrionalis, 16612 nucleotides. Its product is annotated as ecdysone-induced protein 74EF-like. Gene Ontology annotation, cellular component: nucleus. The record is from RefSeq and is a predicted model, not a curated record. NCBI's taxonomy places the organism in Eukaryota, Metazoa, Arthropoda, Insecta, Diptera, Culicidae. Gene Ontology annotation, molecular function: sequence-specific DNA binding; DNA-binding transcription factor activity, RNA polymerase II-specific. Gene Ontology annotation, biological process: regulation of transcription by RNA polymerase II; cell differentiation.